AUGAUCUUUUUAGUCUGGAACUGUCAAGGAGCAGCCUCAAAGGCAUUUAGGCGCAUCCGUAAGCAAUUUCUGUGCAUUCAUAAACCUUCUUUUGUUUGCCUCCUCGAGCCCAAGGUCUCGGGCCAACAGGCCAAUGAGAUAUGCUUCAGCUUGGGCUUUGACGAUUGGAUGAGAGUAGAGGCUAUAGGAUUCUCUGGUGGCAUUUGGAUCCUAUGGAAAUCCUCUAUUCAUAUUGAAGUUUUAGACACUCACCCUCAAUUCAUCUCUUUGCAGGUACAAGAUGCAGAUUCCGAGUCGUGGCUCUUAUCAGUUGUCUAUGGGAGUCCCAACAAAGCUCUUAGAAAACGCCUAUUUUCGGAGCUCUCGGGUCAGUUUUUUAUGCCCCAUGGACCAUGGCUAGCCGUGGGAGACUUUAAUUCAGUAACAUGUCAAGAUGAAGUCAACAAUCUGGAAACCUUUUCCAUGUCUAGAUGUUCAGACUUCAACCAAUGGAUCUUUAGGGAAGGGCUGAUUGACUUGGGCUUUGAAGGAACAAAAUUCACUUGGAUGAGGGGCGUUAAUUCAACCUCAUUCAAAGGAGCCCGCUUGGACCGUGCCCUUAGCAAUAUUGAAUGGAGAAGCAUGUUCCCGAAUGUAUCAGUUUUACACCUACCGAUGAUUCAAUCCGAUCACUCACCCCUCCUCGUCAAUACCUCAGAGACACCACAAAUACCGAUCAACAGAAGCUUCCGUUUUAAUAUGGCAUGGGCCAGCCAUGCCAAUUUCCAGCCCUUAGUCAAAUCCUGCUGGUCAACAAAUCGGAGCCUAAACUCAAACAAGAAUGAAAUGGCAGUGGCCCUCUCAUCCUGGAACAUAAACACAUUUGGAAACAUAUUCCACAGAAAAAACAGACUGCUGGCUAGACUUGGGGGUAUUCAACGUAGCUUAUCACUGGGGGCAAGAUCGGACCUCAUUCGCUUGGAAAGAAGGCUGCGUAAAGAACUUGAUGAAACUCUACACCAAGAAGAAAUGGUUUGGUUCCAAAGAUCCCGUGAACAAUGGAUAACUUCUGGAGAUCUCAACACUCGAUUCUAUCACCUAUCAACUACCAUUAAAGGCAAACAAGCAAAAGCCAAUGCUAUCAAAGAUAUGGAAGGCACAAUAGUCACAGGAGAGGAGUCAAUCAAGAACCUUUUUCGAGAUUAUUUUAUGAAUCUGUUUGAAGCAGAUAACGUCCUUCCAGCAAGUCCCCUUCCUCAGGGUCGCUUUCCCUCACUCAACGUUCGUGACUAG
Molecule: messenger RNA, 1272 nt
Organism: Ipomoea nil (Japanese morning glory)
Lineage: Eukaryota; Viridiplantae; Streptophyta; Magnoliopsida; Solanales; Convolvulaceae
Exons: 1
Coding region: 1-1272 (423 amino acids)
Molecular function (GO): catalytic activity
Source: RefSeq, a predicted model, not a curated record